UAAGAUGUAAUGUUUAGCACUUGGCCGGUCCUUUCGCUAUUGUGUGUGUUCGCUUCUGAGUUGCGGCUCAAGCUUUAUCUAUCGUCCGUGUUAGCUGUUGAAGCGGCGUUGCAGCUAUGGCCGUCUUCACCUUCAUCGUAAAGAAGUCGGGCGACACAUGGAGUGCCAAGCAGCAUGGCGGCGAGGCCGACCUUGAGGCCAGCUCUGCCUCCACUUGGGAGCUCCAGAGGAAGCUCACCAACUUGGCCUUGACCACUGCUGGAUCGGGCGCUGUCUCAUCCAGCUUCUCCCUGAUCACUCCUGAAUCGGGUGUUGCCCAGGUUAUUGUUGGUGGAGGUGGUGGCGGUUUCUCUGCGGGAGCUGCCCCUGCCGCUUCGGGAGGUGCCGCUGCACCCGCUGCUGAGGAGAAGAAGGAAGAGAAGGUGGAAGAGAAGGAGGAGAGUGACGAUGAUAUGGGAUUCUCUCUCUUUGACUAGACUUUGUCUCGCCAUUAUCUGUACGCUUUAUAGGAAAGGCAGGCUGUGCCACUAGUUAAUAUGAUCACUCGAGUAAUACGAUGGCCUUCACAAAGUCAAAAUGGAAUUUAGAAUACUUCCCUUCCAGUUUCUACUUGCAGAUGAAUUCUUUUCUUGCAGUGUGUAUUGACCUUGACGUCAUUACUGUAAGGUUAUUCACGCAAAUAACUCGUGAUGUUAUUAAUCGUUUUUCGAGGUCCCUUAAAAGAACUAAAAAUGGCUUUCA
Physcomitrium patens is the source of this 741-nucleotide messenger RNA. Its product is annotated as large ribosomal subunit protein P3z. Lineage: Eukaryota; Viridiplantae; Streptophyta; Bryopsida; Funariales; Funariaceae. Gene Ontology annotation, cellular component: ribosome. The record is from RefSeq and is a predicted model, not a curated record. Gene Ontology annotation, molecular function: structural constituent of ribosome.